AUGUUUGGCUGGGGUCCCGGGCUGGGUAUACCCUCGGCCAGUUCAGAGCCUGAGAAGGAACGCAAUCCUCCUUCCAAUCCAACCCCGCUAGACUUCCCCGUCUACAACCUCCCCGACGUGGUCCCCCACGAUGCCGACUCAACCCUCCCCGACCUCUUUGGCCUGCUGGCUGCGAUCAAGCGCCCACAGGAUAUUACCAUCGAUCGAUUCAAGCCGUUGAAUGUCCAUCUCGAAUCCGAUGUCGACGUCCGCCGCAUGUUCCCGGCCGAUCAGGCCCAAUCGCUGCCCCCGCUGCCCUGGGAAGACGAGUCGGAAGUCCCAUCCGUCGCUGCCAACCAGAACCAAGACCAGGAUAAGGAUAAGGCGCUCCCGCUCAUGAGCAAUGGCGUGCCCUACCCGCCCAAAGACCGCUUCGAGAUCCUGAAGAAUGAGCUAUCGCUGGAUAACGAGGAUACGUUCCGCGAGGUCGCCCGGUUGCCGCCCCGCGAGGGCCGCGCUCGCGUGCGGGUGACCCAGACUAGAAAGUUCUGGACAGGUCUGGAACAUAUGGCGCAGUAUUGGGAUACAAGUCUAGAUAACUACUUUGAGCGGCCGGCGUCGCCAACGGCGACCACAUCGGUGGAUGGGGAAGGCGACGAGCUGAUGGACACGGACGAUGCAUCCGCAGAUCUCGGCGAGCCUGGUCCAGCAGAGCCCGCAAUGGACGUGGACGAGGAUGAAUCCGCGAUGGAUACCUCCCCGCCAUCCAAUGGCACUGACAACGAGGGCAGCGAGCAGGCCUCCCAGCCAAUGGUGAAGAGAUACACGGGCCGGCGUGUCGGGGCAGGCAGUGAAAUGCCCGACGAGAUCCGCGACGAGACCAUCCGUGGAUUCGUCGAGAUGAUCGCCUGGCCCUUUGGCUGCCAGGUCACCGUGCCAACUCUCCCACCCCGUCUCACCGUACAAAGUCUCCACUUCCCCGUGCGGCAAUCCUUCCUCGCCGCCCGUUCCCCGCGGGACCGCACCAUCGCCCGCAGCGGUAUCCUCGAAGGACCAGUCCUUAUCGCACAAUGUCGGCCAGAGACUGGGUUCCGCAGUACGACCGAUGCGCCGGGCGCUGGUAUUGCGGAGGUGUGCGAUCUGUUCCGCGAAGUGGGUGGAAUGUUACUCGCCGCGCAGGAACGCGCACGCGAGGGCGCGGUUGAGUUGCGACCCGGUGAGGGCAGGUGGUGGACGACAGCGCCACGGUUUGGUGGAGCGCCGAAUGACGGGAUCCUGGAUGAUUUAGUCAGGAACGCAGGUGGGAUGCCGCUGCCAGACUCGAUGCUCGAGGAGGGUGGUGGAAAACCGUCGUCGCCGGCGGAGGAGGUCGAAAGUGCGCGCAAGCGACACAAGUUCGAGCAUCCAUUCAUUGCCUCGUUGGCUCGCCGGCCAAGUGCUAUGCGGAAGCUAUCCAGUGCGGAGAAAUGGAAAAUCCUACAACCCGGUCCAAGUCUGUGGGAUAAGCGAAUGCGGUAUAUGCAGAUUGGCAAAGCGAAGGAGAGUUCAUAUGACGAUAUUUACAUGAUCUCCUCCAUCAACCACCACAUCUCCCUCCUACACCUCCGCGUCCACAAACGCUACCUCGACGUCCUCACAAACGGCUCCAGCGCCAUCAUCCCCGAGUCCGACUCAGACCAGCCCUGGCACGUUCUCAAGCUACAGCGUACCAGGUGGUACGAUAUCCUUGAUGGUGCGGACCGCGUGGAAGCGCUGAAGGGUGUUUGGGCGUUAUUCCACUACCAAGUGCGGCCGACGUCAGCUUCGACGACGCUAUCAUGA
Messenger RNA from Penicillium subrubescens, 1800 nucleotides. RefSeq lists its product as uncharacterized. The record is from RefSeq and is a predicted model, not a curated record. The coding region runs from base 1 to 1800 and encodes 599 amino acids. Lineage: Eukaryota; Fungi; Ascomycota; Eurotiomycetes; Eurotiales; Aspergillaceae. The transcript has 3 exons.